AACUCCUAUCAGAACACAUACCACACAAUGAAGUACAUAAUAGAGCAUAUGGAAGAAGGAUUUUCCGAAUGGGUGAUUCUCGAAUAUACCCAAAUCAUAAAGGAAUUAGGCAAGGAAAACUUGAUUUUGACAUCUUUGCCAGAAGCAACUACAGAAAAUGACAUUCCAAAGAGACUUUUAGACCUAGGAUUGCAAUGGACUACUAAGGAAUGUGUAGAUGUUGAUGACGGGAAAGUGGACAGAUCUAGAGUUUGUUUGUUAGACCCAGCUGCCACGCAGAACUUGACACCUUCUGAUGCUUCUGACUUUGACUAUUUCGUAUUUGGUGGCAUUUUGGGCUCACACCCUAGAGUUGACAGAACUGGUAUUUUGAGAGAGAAAUAUGGCUUUGCCGGAAGAAGAUUGGGUGAAUUGCAGAUGACCACCGACACAGCUAUAAGAACUACACAGAAGAUAGUAGAAAACCAGGUGAAGUUUGAAGAUAUCAAGUUCUUGGAUUACCCAGAAAUUAGAUACAACAAGUACGAGUCCACAGAGAUGCCCUUCCGCUACAUUGUAGAUGCUAAUGGCGAACCCAUAUUGCCAGUGGGUAUGUUGGAGUUGAUCAAACACGAUGCUGAACAGAGCAUUGACGACUUGUUACUUGAAUGAGCCUCCAAAAUAGAUGUAUAUAUAUAAAUAAGUUAUGUAUUACAAUGUAAACGUAUGUGUGCUCUG
Scheffersomyces stipitis CBS 6054 is the source of this 717-nucleotide messenger RNA. RefSeq names its product protein-arginine N-methyltransferase. The record is from RefSeq and is a predicted model, not a curated record. Gene Ontology annotation, molecular function: protein-arginine omega-N monomethyltransferase activity. The transcript has a single exon. Gene Ontology annotation, biological process: peptidyl-arginine methylation. Lineage: Eukaryota; Fungi; Ascomycota; Pichiomycetes; Serinales; Debaryomycetaceae. Bases 28 to 651 code for a protein of 207 amino acids.